AUGUAUGUGGGCAGUUUCGAAUUGUUUGUGCGAGAAAGUCUGGAAGCUCAGAUACCUCCAGAUGAUGACAUCAAGCCAAGGCCACCUAGUGGAGGAGGUUCUAGCAGUGGAGGAGGUCACAUUGGAUUUGAGGGCUAUGGAGCAGGCUCUAACAGGCCAGGUAUUCGACCCAUGACAGGAGGGAAAUCUCCCACCCUACCCCUCUGGUCGGCCAGAUGUACCACCAAGUUAUCCUUCAGAAAAAAAGCUACCCCCUACCCUGGGGGCCCUCUUAACAACCACAAUGCUGCCCCCUCUCCACCAGCUCCUCAUCAGCCUCCUACUCCCAGUGUGCCACGCCCUUCAUCAGGCCCCAGUUUCCCAGACCUUCCUGCAGUACCUACAGAUUUACCAAACUUGCCUGACAGUAUUCCAGAAGGUAGCAGUGCUGGCAGUGAAGAUGUAGACUUUGAUGAUCUUACUAGGAGAUUUGAAGAUCUUAAGAAGAAGAAGUAUACUUAG
Molecule: messenger RNA, 501 nt
Organism: Pocillopora verrucosa
Lineage: Eukaryota; Metazoa; Cnidaria; Anthozoa; Scleractinia; Pocilloporidae
Source: RefSeq, a predicted model, not a curated record